Messenger RNA from Stylophora pistillata, 519 nucleotides. Its product is annotated as low-density lipoprotein receptor-related protein 4-like. Lineage: Eukaryota; Metazoa; Cnidaria; Anthozoa; Scleractinia; Pocilloporidae. The record is from RefSeq and is a predicted model, not a curated record.
AUGUUCUGGAGUGAUCAGGGAUUGCAUCCAAAGAUUGCAAAGAUUGAGCAAGCGAACAUGGAUGGCUCUGCCAGGGCAGUUCUUGUGAAUUCUGGACUCGUGGGGGUCAACUCACUAGCUAUAGAUUACUCUGGAAAACUAUUGUACUGGUGUGAUGCAAGUCUCGAUAGGAUCGAAAGGAUAGACUUUCAAGGAAACAACCGAAUCGUUAUACUAGACUUGUCGUCCGGUACUUGGCACCCAUUCGGACUGGCUCUAUCCGAUGACGUUCUUUACUGGUCAGACCUGGAAAAGAAGAAUAUUAACAAAUACAACAUGACUUCCUCUCUCAGUGAGGUUCUGGUCCAUGGAAUGGGGUCACCAAAGGAGCUACAUGUUCAUGAUGACGGAAAAAUAUUUUCUGGAUCUACCGGCUGUUCUCAUUUAAAUGGGGGCUGCAGUCAUCUUUGUCUUCCAAAUCCAAGUGGACAUCAGUGCUUUUGUCCUGAAGGAAUAUCUGCUUAAGCCUGGGGAUCCCUU